Messenger RNA from Aureococcus anophagefferens, 3816 nucleotides. RefSeq lists its product as hypothetical. The transcript is spliced from 5 exons. Lineage: Eukaryota; Pelagophyceae; Pelagomonadales; Pelagomonadaceae. Bases 1 to 3816 code for a protein of 1271 amino acids. The record is from RefSeq and is a predicted model, not a curated record.
AUGGCGUCGGCGUACGCGGCCAUCCCCGACGACGGCGCGCGGCCGUCGCGGCGGACGGUCGCCGCGCGCGCCGUCGCCGCGGGCGUCGCCGUCGCCGCUACGAUCUACGUGGCGACGUCGCUGCCGGCGCGGCCCUGGGCCGGCGCGACGCUCGAGAGCAAGCGGUCCUACAAGGGGAACACGUCGGCCAAGUCCGGCGCCUUCCUCAGCGACAGCUGCCGCAUCUACAAGCGGACCUUCGCGUCGAAGAACGCCGUCGUCGACGCGGAGGUCGUCUACCGCGCUUUGGGGUUGGACUACCUCGACAACCUGACGUAUACCCGCCACGGCGGCGCGCAGACGUGCGCGCACCGCGAGCUGCUCCAGACCAACGGCCAGGAGCCCUUCGGCCUCCACUUCUUCACGUCCGAGGUCACGGACUACGGCGAGCUGUCGCCCGGCGACUUUGCCGCCGCGGCGACGGCGUCGAUCGAGGCCGAGUUCUCGGCGACCGGCGGCUGGUCGCAGUGGGCCGUGCCCGCGGUGACGUUCUACGCGGCGUCGCUCGACCCCUUUUUGAGCGCCUGGGAGGCCUACGACGAUAUGACGUACAAGCUGUCCUACUACGUGAGCCCCCUGGACGGCUCCACGCAGGGCAGCACAAGAGAGCGAAAUUCCCAACUUCAAAGGCUCAUAUCUCGGCCAUUUUCCACUCGCUACACGCUCUACAACGUCUUCCUGCUCCUGCCCAUGUCGGGCACGACGCUCCGCGUCGUCGCGCCGCACGCGGGCCGCUUCCAGCCGAGCGCCGAGGCCAUGACGACGAACAUGUGCGCGUCGUCGCUCUUCGUGAACCAGACGGUCAUGGCCAUGAAGGCGCAUCUCAUCGCCGUGGAGAAGCGACGGCUGGCGGCGCGCGACGGGAGGCGGUCCGGGGCCUCGGACGCGGCCGUCGGCUACCCGGACCUGCUGGUCGUCGAAUUGGCGAACCCCAUGGACAACAUCGAGGACGUGCCGUCCUUCAUCCAGGAGUUCGCCCAGGCGGGCGUGUCCUACGAGACGCUCGCGAAGGCGGACAACGGCGCGAACUGCUCCUGGACGGCCUUCGACAUGGACAAGUGCGGCCUCGCCACCGACGGCGACCAGUGCAGCGAGGACGACGGCUUCGCGGUGUCGAUCAAGGCCAUCGCCAACGGCGGCGCGAGCCACGGGCUCUACUCGCCGGCGUACUACGGCACGUACGUCGAGGGCGUGCACCAGGCUUUGACGGGCUGCAACACGGGCUGGGACCGCUACCUCGACUCCCACCUGGGCGUCUGGUGCACGAAGCCCCGCUAUCUCGACAACAUCGCGCCGAAGCUGUGCCGGAACGACGUGGGCUACCACGCGCACGCGGGGGACAACUCCAAGGGCGCGGGCGUCGAGGGCAGCCUGUGGACCGCGGGCGUCGCGGGCCUCGGCGUCGAGUUCCACGGCUACUUCAACGGCAAGUUCUUCAACGAGUCCGCGCUGACGGACCUCGACUACUGCACGAAGUCGUCCACGGGCGACUGCAUGUGGCAUCCGCUCUCCGGCCGCGCGGCGGCCGCCGUCCGCAUGGAGAGCGAAAAGCCGGCUCCGAGGGCAGCGGACGCGCCGCUCAACGCGGACGACGACGACGCGCAACGCUCGACGGACGCGCCGCUCGGCGCGCCGCACGUUGCGCCGGGCCCGCUCAGCGCCGACGACCUCGCCCAGUUCGUGCGCGACGGCUACUGCCUGUUGCCCGGCGCCUUCCCGCGCGACGUCGCCUUCGACUGCCGCGACGCGCUCUGGCGCCGCGUCGGCGACCUGGGCAUCGCCGCCGACGACCCGGCGACCUGGUCCCUGGCGCCCAAGGGCCGCCUGGGCCUCCAGGACGUCUUCCGCGAGUCGGACCUCGGCGCGCCGUGGGCCGAGUGCUGGAGCGAUCGGCUGCGGGCGGCGCUCGACCAGCUCUGCGGCGCGGGCCGCUGGGUCGACGACGACGCGCUCGGCUGCGGCUGGUGGGUCGUCACGUUCCCCGGCGUCGCAAACGCGCCCUGGGGCGCCGAGGGCAGCUGGCACGUCGACGGCCACGGCUACGCGCACAGGGUCGACUCGAGGGAGAUCGGCGUCCUGCCCAUCUUUCUCUUCUCGGACGUGGCGGCGCGGGGCGGCGGCACGGCGCUCGCGCCGGGGUCGCACCGCGCCGUCGCGGAGCUGCUCUGGCGCGCCGGCGCGGAAGGCGUACCGGGCCCCCGGCUCUCGGCGCUCGCGCGCGAGGCGCUGGGGGCGGAGGCCCUCGCGGGCGACGCCGUCGUCGAGACGCGCGGCCGCGCGGGCGACGUCAUGCUCACGCACCCCUUCCUCCUGCACGCGCGGUCGAAGAAUCUGCGGGACGUCGACGCGGCGGCGGUGCGGUUCAUGUGCCACCCGGCCGUGCGCCUCGCGGCGCCCAUGCGCGUCGCCGACGACGGCGGCGCGCCGUCGCCCGUCGAGGCGCCCGUGCGCGCCGCGAGGCGCGCGCUCGAGGCCGCGGAGCCCGGCGGCGUCGCGCCGCUGACGCCGCGCCAGCGCCGCGGCCAGCCCGGCGGCGGGAAGCGGGACGCCGCGGCCGCGCAGGAGGCCGAACUCGUGGCCGCCAUGGGCUUCGGGUCCUUUAAGAAGCGGCGACGGCCCCGAAGCGCCGAAGCGCCCGAAGCGAAAAACUCAAAAAUGCACAAGAUCCUCGGCCUCCUCAUGACGGGCUCGUCGGAGGCCUUCUCGCUCCACUACAAGAAGACGCAGGCCCUCGUGAAGACCAAGGGCGGCGCGCACCCGAACGCGGAGCCGACCGUCGUCGACUGGGCGUCCGCGGACGUCGAGGUCCUGUCGUCCGCGACGGACUACUGCGAGGGCGAGGAGUGCGACGUCGACGAGCUCAUCAACAUCAAGAGCGCCUUCGAGGGGCGCCUCGACUUCAUGGACAAGGUCGUCCACAACUACGCGGACGUGCCCCUCGUCGACGCCGCGGCGUCGGGAGGCGACGUCUCCGGCGCGACCGCGGAGGACCGCGCCCUGGCGCGCUACGUCAACAACAUGCGGAAGGCAGGCCUCUCCGUGCGCCGCAAGAUCGAGAAGCUCGACGCCAUCCUCGACGAACAAUUGUUGGAGCAUUGCGGCGGCUGCGCGCGGGAAUUCGCCGCCACCCAGGGCCGCAGCUCAUCUCCAACCAUGUCCUACGCCUACUUCCACCGCGACGGCAAGGGCGCCUGGCACGGCUACGACGCCAAGACGAACGCGGCCAUCGAGGCGGCGCGGCCCCUCGAGGCGACGCUGACCUUGCGCUACCCCGACAACCCGGAGAAGUACCGCACCUUCGAGAUCCGCUUCGGGGCCAAGGCCGUGUCGCGGCGGCUCAAGAGCCCGCCGUCGUCGGGCAUCAUCCAGGUCAACGUCGCCGACGAGAACACGCGCGUCGUCGAGCGGCGCGCCGUCGGCACGGGCGGCGCGCUGCCGGCCGCGGCGGCGCCCGUCGCCGCGGCGCAGAACCGCGCGGACGACGCCGCGGCGCGCCACUCGGGCUCGAAGAUGGACGCCGCGAGCCUCGUCGCGGCGCUGGAGGCGGCCGCGACGCUCUCGUCGAAGAGCCUCGUCGGCACGUACGUGCAGGUCUCGAAGUGGGGCGGCGGCGCCAAGGACGGCGACGCCGUCGUCCUCGACGAGGUCGGCAAGGGCUCCUUCUUCUCGUCGUCGCCGACGGCGUCGCACCGCCUGCGCUUCGCCGGCGGCGCGGAGGCCGACGCGCUCCUGCGGUGCCGGGAGCACGCGACCGCCUGUGUGCAAAUCAACCAGUGA